ACUCGGGACCUUUUCAUUACCUCUAAGGAAAGGGAAGGGAAAGGAAAGGAAAUCACUCAAAGAAACCCGCAGUGACUGCCACGUGUCUGCUAUUUCUUCGCGGUGCAAAAUUUUCUCGGGAAAGUCUUUCCCAGAAUCUAGUGACCGGGAGACUGGAGACCUUUUCAUUACCUCCAGGACAGGGAAGGGAAAGGAAAGGAAAGGAAAGGAAAUCACUCGAACAACCUCUUGAAACCCGCAGUGACUGCCACGUGUCCGCUCUUUCUUCGCGGUACAAAACAUUGGCCCCACAUUAACAGAAAUAUUCGUACAAUUACGAAGAGUCCUCUCCCGUCCACUUCCCUGCUUCACCCUCUCCCUUCCUUUCUUCUUCUUUUUCUGUCUCUCAUUUGUCUCGCAUUCUCUCUCUGGUUCUGUAUCUCCAGCUUUGUCUAUAUAUCAAGUGUUUCUUCUUUGUUCUUAGUACUCCUGUGUUUCUGGCUGAUAAGAUGACGGAUACAACGGACGAUAUAGCUGAGGAAAUCUCGUUCCAGAGCUUCGAGGAUGACUGCAAAUUGCUUGGGAAUCUUCUCAACGAUGUGUUGCAGAGAGAAGUUGGGAGCAAGUUUAUGGAGAAACUCGAAAGGAAUAGAAUCCUUGCUCAGCACAACAGAAGAAGACAGUAUUUGGUGCACAUUAUAAUGCCUUUGGAGAACACGAACAAAUUGUCUAUAAGAAGCAGUGCUUGUAAUAUGCGGUUGGCGGGUAUCGAGGGUACAGCUGAGCUGCUAGAAAAGCAGCUAGCAUUGGAAAUGUCGAAGAUGUCAUUAGAGGAAGCCUUGACGCUUGCCCGUGCGUUUAGCCAUUACCUCAAUCUGAUGGGAAUUGCAGAGACCCACCACAGGGUCCGUAAGGGAAGAAAUGUUGCACAUCUGUCAAAAUCUUGCGAUGACAUUUUUGGGAAGCUGGUGCAGGGUGGAAUUUCCCCAGAAGAGCUUUACAAUACUAUUUGCAAGCAGGAGGUUGAAAUUGUUCUUACUGCACAUCCCACUCAAAUUAAUCGGCGUACUUUGCAGUAUAAACACAUCAGAAUUGCCCAUCUUUUAGAUUAUAACGACAGGCCUGAUCUUAGCCAUGAAGAUCGAGAAAUGCUGAUUGAAGAUCUGGUAAGAGAGAUAACUUCAAUAUGGCAGACAGAUGAGCUUAGGCGUCACAAACCCACACCUGUAGAUGAAGCUAGGGCUGGCCUGAAUAUUGUGGAGCAAUCUCUCUGGAAAGCUAUACCUCAUUACUUGCGGCGUGUCAGCAAUGCUUUAAAGAAGCAUACAGGGAAGCCACUUCCCCUAACUUGCACACCAAUAAAAUUUGGAUCUUGGAUGGGGGGUGAUAGAGAUGGAAACCCAAAUGUCACUGCAAAAGUCACAAAAGAUGUAUCUCUGUUAUCUAGGUGGAUGGCUGUUGAUCUCUACAUAAGGGAAGUGGAUAGCCUCAGGUUUGAACUAUCCAUGAACCGUUGCAGUGAUGAGCUGUCACGAGCGGCGCAUGAAAUUCUUGAAAAAGAAACUUCAUCGGAGGAUCGCCAUGAGAGCUGGAACCAACCUUAUGGCAGAAGUCAAUUGAAGCUUCAUAGCCAACAGGCUCCACCCUUUCCUACACAACUUCCUGCUAGAGCUGAUCUACCCUCUUGCACAGAAUGCAAUGACAGUGGAUCGCACUAUCCAAAACUAGAAUUUCCUGGGACUGAUUACAAGCCGUUGAACUGUCAGGAUGGUCUGGGGACUUCCGACGUGGAAAUUUCUUUUCAGAAUUCCAAUCAAAGUUCAGACAAAGUUGCAAAUGGAAACACUGUCACUUCUAAUGGUUCUCAGCAAGUUGGGACACUGCGGAGUUCUUUCUCAUCUAGUCAACUCCUAGCUCAGAGGAAACUAUUUGCAGAGUCUCAGAUAGGAAGAUCCAGCUUUCAGAAGCUCCUUGAACCAAGGCUGCCAGAACGUCCAGGACUUGCCCCUUACAGAAUUGUUCUUGGGAAUGUAAAAGAAAAGCUCAUGAAGGCACGGAGGCGGUUAGAACUUCUUCUUGAGGAUCUUCCUUGUGAAUAUGAUCCUUGGGAUUAUUAUGAAACAGCAGAUCAACUUCUGGGACCAUUGCUUAUGUGCUACGACUCUUUGCAAUCAUGUGGAGCUGGGGUGCUAGCAGAUGGUCGACUUGCUGAUUUGAUUCGAAGAGUUGCUACGUUUGGAAUGGUGCUAAUGAAGCUUGACUUGCGUCAGGAAUCUGGUAGACAUGCCGAAGCACUAGAUGCAAUUACUCAAUAUUUGGAUAUGGGUACAUACAAUGAAUGGGAUGAAGAGAAGAAGCUAGAAUUCUUAACAAGAGAGCUGAAAGGAAAGAGGCCACUUGUUCCUCCUACUAUUGAGGUUGCUCCAGAUGUUCAAGAAGUCUUGGAUACUUUCCGUGUUGCUGCAGAGCUAGGGAGUGAUUCACUUGGAGCUUAUGUGAUUUCUAUGGCCUCAAAUGCAAGUGAUGUUCUAGCUGUCGAGCUCUUGCAGAAGGAUGCCCGACUUGCUGUUAGCGGCGAGUUAGGAAAACCAUGUCCUGGUGGAACGUUACGGGUUGUUCCCCUGUUUGAAACUGUUAAGGACCUUAGGGGAGCUGGUUCAGUGAUAAGAAAAUUAUUAUCAAUUGAUUGGUAUCUGGAGCACAUUAAAAAGAACCAUAAUGGACAUCAAGAGGUUAUGGUUGGAUACUCUGAUUCUGGUAAAGAUGCUGGGCGCUUCACUGCUGCAUGGGAGCUGUACAAAGCCCAAGAGGAUGUUGUGGCUGCAUGCAAUGAAUAUGGAAUCAAAGUUACUCUUUUCCAUGGUCGAGGAGGGAGUAUAGGCCGUGGUGGUGGCCCAACAUAUCUUGCCAUUCAGUCUCAGCCACCUGGCUCUGUAAUGGGUACCCUUCGGUCAACAGAGCAAGGAGAGAUGGUUCAGGCCAAAUUUGGCUUGCCACAGACUGCUGUUAGGCAACUAGAGAUAUACACAACUGCUGUGCUGCUAGCAACUGUACGUCCUCCUCUCCCGCCUCGAGAAGAAAAAUGGCGUAAUCUCAUGGAAGAGAUCUCAAAAAUUAGUUGCCAAAGUUACCGAAGCACAGUCUAUGAAAACCCAGAAUUUCUUGCUUACUUCCAUGAGGCUACACCUCAAGCAGAGCUUGGCUUCCUUAACAUAGGAAGCCGCCCAACUAGAAGAAAGAGCUCGAUAGGAAUUGGACAUCUUCGUGCCAUUCCAUGGGUUUUUGCGUGGACCCAGACAAGGUUUGUUCUUCCAGCUUGGCUUGGAGUUGGAGCUGGUUUAAAGGGUGUUUGUGAAAAAGGAUAUACUGAAGACUUAAAAGCAAUGUACAAAGAAUGGCCUUUCUUUCAAUGUACGAUAGACCUUAUAGAGAUGGUUUUAGGAAAAGCUGACAUUCCGAUAGCCAAGCACUAUGAUGAAGUGCUUGUGUCAGAGAGCAGGCAGGAACUUGGUGCUGAACUAAGGGGAGAGCUCUUAACAACAGGAAAAUAUGUGUUAGUGGUUAGUGGACACGAGAAAUUGUCUGAGAAUAAUCGGAGUUUGAGGAGACUGAUUGAGAGCAGACUUCCUUACCUCAAUCCUAUGAAUUUGUUACAAGUGGAAGUAUUAAAGAGGUUGAGACAUGACGACGAUAACCAUAAACUUAGAGAUGCACUGCUUAUCACCAUAAAUGGCAUUGCUGCUGGAAUGAGGAACACUGGCUAAAUUUUAGCUUCUGAGCACCAUCUUAUCUAUAAUUCUCUUCCUUCCUCUAUCUCUUGUUUUAUUCUAAAGGGCCAUAUCUUGAUAGUUUAAUGAUAAAGUAUUAUAGAUGUACUUGAGCUAGGUUUUGGUGUCAACUAUAUACAGAUAAUUUACUGUGGGAUUCUGUAAUUGAAUGUUUACAGCUUAAUUUUCUCCUCUCUGUAAAAAUUUCUUCAAGCCGUGUGUUAUAAUAUGGAUUUGGUUUCCUGCAA
Carica papaya (papaya) is the source of this 3994-nucleotide messenger RNA. RefSeq names its product phosphoenolpyruvate carboxylase 4 (gene PPC4). The record is from RefSeq and is a predicted model, not a curated record. Gene Ontology annotation, molecular function: phosphoenolpyruvate carboxylase activity. Gene Ontology annotation, biological process: tricarboxylic acid cycle; carbon fixation. Lineage: Eukaryota; Viridiplantae; Streptophyta; Magnoliopsida; Brassicales; Caricaceae. Gene Ontology annotation, cellular component: cytosol.